ACGUUGGGCUGGGUUGCAGCAAAAAUAGCAAAGAAUGUCGAAAUUUCCAUCGGACAUUCACACACACGUCACCCAGGUAACGGGUUGGAAGCGUGGGAAAUGUGGCUGAAGUAGUAAUCUAGGCCUAUAAACGUUAACCACGUUGUCAAACUCUAAAUCCGUCAUAAGUCACAAUCACACAGAGUACAGACUGUCUUCCUCCAUGGUCUCAGCAAUGUAAUGAGUAAAAGUUUUGUCAGCACUUUCCAAUAAAGUUUUAACAUUGGAGACGAUACACCCAGUGAGUGCAAACCAUGAAGAUGUCAAUUUGCUGGUGUUGCGUCUUGUUUCUGAUCAGCAUUUUUGUUGGAAAUGUACAGGCAGAAACUUGUUCACUAGCCUCCUAUUACAGCAGUCACAUGGUAUUGCAGCAACAGCCGCAGAAUGCAAUUCUGUGGGGUUAUACUGAUGAUCAGGCUGCAGUGCAAGUCAGAGUUCAAGACAAGAUGUACAAAGCCCAAACUGGGUUCAAGCCAUUUAGUACAACUGCAAUUUGGAAAGUGAAGUUAGAUCCAAUGCCUGCAGGUGGGCCUUACAACAUCACCGUCUUCUGUCAGGCAUUUACUGUGGUCAACACAAUCUACCUAGUGGACGUCAUGUUUGGAGAUGUGUGGGUUUGUAGCGGACAGAGCAACAUGGCAUUUACUGUCAAACAGGCUUUUAAUGGUUCCAAAGAGCUGAUAGAUUCGGUAACUUAUCCUAACAUCAGACUGUUGGCAGUGGUUAAUGUAACUUCAGCGACACCGGAAUAUGAUUUCAAUGGUGGCUUGCACGGACCAUGGUCUAAGCCUAACUCAGACAGUCUUGGCGGCAAGGCUCCUACAUAUACAUACUUCUCCGCCUUAUGUUGGUUCUUUGGACGUGAUUUGUAUGACAGCCUUCAAUAUCCAAUUGGACUUAUCUCAAGUAACUGGGGAAGCACCCCCAUUGAAGUUUGGUCCGCACCUAAUGUUCUUCAGCACUGCAAUGCUACAGAGAGCAUUGAAGGCCUGCUUGAGAUAGACGAGGAACUAGAAAGCUUGCUAGGUCGAGAUCCAAAAAUACCAACAUGUCUGUGGAACUCCAUGAUUCAUCCAAUGUUAAACUUCACAAUUAAAGGUGUAAUCUGGUAUCAAGGUGAAGCCAACACCGGUGACCCUGCUCCCUAUAAGUGUUUAUUCCAUGCUAUGAUUGAAGAUUGGCGCUUAAAGUGGAAUGAAGGCACAGAUGGGAGUACAGAUCCACAGUUCCCUUUUGGAUUCAUGCAGCUUAGCACUUCAAACUAUCCUUACCCAGAAACAGUUGGUCCAUACCCUACCCUAAGAUGGCAUCAGACGUACGACUACGGUUACGUUCCUAAUCCCGUCAUGAAAAACGUCUUCAUGGCGGUCGGUAUCGACCUUGUAGAUGAGACCUCACCGUAUGGACCGAUUCACCCACGAGAUAAGCAGGAAAUGGGCACCAGACUGUCCUUAGCUGGUCGGGCAGUCGUCUACGGUCAGAAUGUUACCUCAUCUGGACCCUUCCCUUCUGAAUUCACAGUCGAUCCUGAAACAUUGACUGUUCUUAUAAAAUAUGACAACGGAAAUGCCAACAUCAGGAUCGUCGGAAAGAUUGGUUUUGAGAUUUGCUGUUCGGGUAACGCAGUUUGUCAAUCUAAUGAUACGUCAUGGGUACCAGCCGAGGUAAUCAGUCAGCCGACCCCCUCAUCUCUGAUCGUGUCGUAUUAUUGCUAUAAGAAACAAGCAGUGUCUAUCAGGUAUCUUUGGAGGGAUAUGCCAUGUACAUUUAAAGGAUGUCCAGUGUACAGUGUGGAGAAUAAUUUGCCUGGUGCUCCUUUUGUUGCAACUUUGCAAAUGAUCGGAGGGGGCAGCUUCACAUACACACUGACCUUUCCAAAGAUUUUGAUCGGGCUGACCGUAACCUUCUUCUUUAUUUCUUUAGUAGAAGGGAACAAUGAGUAGCUGUUGAUGGGGAAUGCUCUAACUGGUAUCCAGUUUAUUCAGGUGUACCUCAAGGUUCUGUACUCAGUCCGAUCAUAUUUCCAUUGUUUAUGAAAUUUUACUGUGCAAUUUUUUGUUAUGGGCAGUAUUUGGGAUAAUUUCAUAGCGCUGCUUAGCGGCAAUCAAAUUGUUGUGCUUACUUAAUAUAGUAAGCACAAAACGGUCAUCAAGGAGUUCUAUGAUAUUGGGCCUUGACGUUUACACUUGAACAAUUUUACAUGAGUGCCAAUGACUAAACAACAUUGACAAAGAAAAUUAUUUAAAUGAUUUAUUUAUUAUCAUUUAUCCGCCUGUACCCGUUUGUUGAAAUUUUGCUGUUUUGAUUGUAGCUGGGGUAACCUGAAAUAUAUGACCUGAAAUGUAAUGUAAGCUCAAGAAUCAUUUUGAUGUCUUGGCUUCCUUUUUAAAGUCUCUCCUUAAUGUCUUUCUGUGUUCCUUUUUCUUUUUCUGCGUGUUUGGGCCUUUCAUUGUUGUUGUAUUUUUCUGCCCUUUCUUGCCUUAAUAUUUUCCUGGCUUUUCUGGGAUUUGGGAGACAUACGCCAUUUGACAACAAUUAUUAUUAUUUAUUGUUUUACUUUUAUGCCCUCCUGGGCAGCUGGGCAUCCCACUGUUGGUUAACUUAAGUUGUUAAUAUAUUUUUAAUGUGUGUACAUGUACUUGUGAAUAUUUUGCCCGAAUAAAUAUUAUUAUUAAAUUAUCAUUAAUAUUUUCAUGUAAGAUUCUGCUUCACAAACACAUCUUAUAUAGCAGCUUUCCUUUUUUACAAGAACAGGAAUAUUUUUUUUACUUUAAUAACGUUUAUUUUAAGUCCAGUUUUAAAUUCUGAUUGUUCCAGUUUAAGAGUUUCUUGAGGCUGUUGGUCCAUUAAGCCAAUUGCGUCUUAGAUUUGAAACUUGUCUUGUACAAUGACGUGCUUGAUCUCAAGUUACCAUAUAAAUUUGAACUCAUUAGACGAUAGAGACAGUUGCUAUACGUCACAUGAUUCCGGGCAAGCUUUUGCAUGGUUACGUAAGACACCCAUGCACAACUUUAGAAUGAAUGUAUGGCACAAUGAUACCAGGGUCUGCUCAUCUGGAGGUUGCUAUGCAAAAGCUUGCCCCGAACCGGUUGACAUAGCAACUGACUGUCCUCAUAGUCUGAGGAAUUCAAAUGUAAGCAGUAACUUGCGAUCAAGCAAUUCAUCCAGACAUUAAUUCAAAUCUAACUCACAAUUGGUUGUUAUGUUACUAGCUGUAAUCUUGGUUAGAUUCCAAUGGGAGUGGGGUUAAAGCGAAAGAAUUCUUUGAAAUCAUUUGGGUAAAUAAUCAUCUUGCGUAGAUGGAAGAGGAACACUUCAGCUUUGUAUUGAUAAUAUAAUAUUUACAAUUAAGAGAGUAAUAAUAAUAACGAUAUACUUAAUGAUUACAAAAGGGUUUUCUAACUUUGUGUGAGCAGUUUAGAUACGGAAGUGACUUAAAUGUGCAGUACUAACAUGUUGAAACAUGGUGUUAAUUGAUGGUGUGUUUUAAAAAUGUGAAUUCUUUUAGAUUGUUAUUCUUGAGCUUUAAUAAUCAUCUUGCCAUUUUUAAAUUGAGCAAUGAAUUGGUGAGGAAGUGACUUAUAUUUGCAGUACUGAGAUGUUGUAUUAAAAAAAAAUUGUGCGUGUUAGUCUUCUGCUUUAAAUCGUAUUGCCAUUUUUAAAUUGAGCAAUGAAUUGGUGCGGAAGUGACUUAUAUUUGCAGUACUAGAAUGUUGAAACAUAGUGUUAAUUUUUUUUUAAUUUGAAUUCUUUAUGGACGUUAGUCAUUAGCUUUUAGUGUAGAAUUUCCCUGGGGAAUAGCCCUUGUCAUUUAAUGAAUUACAUUUUAUACGAUGAAAUAGUAAACAGUACUUAUGAAGUGCACAGUAACGUAUCUAAAAACAACAAAAUGCCAUUCAAGCCAAAGUUAAAGUCACAAGUUUAGAAUUUACAAUUCAAUGACAAAUUAUGUAAUUGGGUGCUUGUCAGUAGAGUUACUGUGUAUAUUUUGUUUUUGAAUUUAAAUAGAAGUAUUAAUCAAUUUUAACAACUAUUGAGAGUAAGUUGGCAAGUCUAACUCAACUUAAUGUUGUCUUUUAUGUUUUUGUUUAACCUCAGGAGUAACAGGGGCACUUAGAUUUUGGACAACAUAUUGUAAAUUAUUUUGAAUUUCUUAAAAAUACAUCCGGGGGCACUGCUGGUGGUUAAACCUGCCUCUGUGUUUCAAUGAAAUAUUUUGAAUCAUAUGGGUGUAAGCAAAAACAAUGAUAACAUUUUGACCAUUAAGACAUUAAUAAAAAUAUUGCAUCAGUCUUGCUUGUGACAAAACAAUUUUGAUUUAUCACAAUAAUUUUUAUACACAAAUGCAGGACAACACUUGGUUAUGUGUAAAUCUUUGUUGCUGUUGUUUAAAUUAAAAGUGGUUGAUUUUGACAGAUACAAAUCAUUAGGCCUUCAUUAAAUUAUUUGAAAAUAAUUUUUUUUAUUUAUGUUUACAAGCUUGUAAUCUGUAUAAAUGUGACGUGAUAAUUGAAAAUAAAAUAAUAUCUAAGUAAAAUAUGCCAGGCCCGAAGGAAGUAUUGCUUACCAUUAUUAUUAUUAUUAUUACAGUUUAUUAUUAAUUGUUUACUGCCAAUGAAAAAUUUUGGUGGGUGCACGUGCAUCACCAAUAAAAUUGCAAACAUUCAUGCGCGGAACUGAUUAUCAUAAUCUUCAGGCCCUCAAAAUGUACUAUCCUAUAUGAAAAUGUUUUUGUUGUAAUGUAGCCCUGUUAGACCAACUUGGGUUAGGGGUAAUGAAACUUACAGAUUGUGUAAACAUGGCAAGUAUAACCACAACCUGGGGGUUCUGUGAUUCCACUUUUGAGAAUACUUUAUAAAUUUGCGCUUUAAAGUUUGCUCAUAUUUGGCUUGGGAACUGGAGAAGUGUUUAUGAACACUAAAAACAAGUCAAUUUGGGGAAAAGAAUGCUUUCAGGGUUUUUUUCUGGCUUAUUAGACAAAAUUCCAAAAAGCAUUGUAAAACGAAAUUGAAAGAAAUCUGAAUUUUAGUCGUACGAAAACAUGUUUGCUUGGUUGUCUCAAGAGGCUGAGAGACAAAAAUAUCUUUUUUUUUUUAGUAUUUCUUUUUGUGUGCACUGGUUGCUAUUGAGUUUAUUUAGUGGUGCACCUGUUUGGCGCCCUCUAGUAUCUAGAUAAAACUUUACAAUAGCAGUAUCACAUGACACUUUAUUGCAUUCUUUGAAAUUCAACUCAAAUAGCCCUAGGAAGUUUAUUACAUGAUUUAGUUUAUCCUGCAGCUCUUUUUCGAUAAAAAUUACAACAAAACAGCUCAAGGCCCAAUUUAUAUUGGGCUGCUUUAUUCUGCUUAGCACAAAUGCAGCAGGAUACCUGAGUCAACUCAUAAAAGUUGGAGAUUGAGCGAAAUGUGGUAGGCCUUAGCAUAAUUUGAAUGUUCUUAGCUCCUUUCUGUGUGGAGUCUUAUAGUUUCUAGAAGUACUUUUUCUGUUUCUGCAGCUCUAAGAAAUUGGGCACAGGCCUCGUGCCAAACAUGUAACAAUUACAUGAAGUAACAUUGUUACAGUACACCAUUGUCGAUUGACGCAAGCAUACUGCAUUGUGGCUGUGCAAAGUGCAACUAUGAACACAUUCUUCCUCCAUGUAAUAAGUAAGGGUGUUCCAAUUGAACUUGACCAACUAAAGUGCAGAAAACCCCCAAACACACAAAUCUUUUCACAGAAGAAAACAAGCCACUUUCAAAGCAGGUUCUUUUGUGUCGUGACCCGCGUCGGUCUACGGCUUCUCAACGCUGCUGAAAUAAAAAGUGAGGGCGUGUGUGUGCACUGUGUGUAGUGAUUGGAAGGUCGAGUUGACUAAUUACACAUUCCAAAAAGAGAUGACUUCAAAACGUUCUGUCUCGGCAGCAUUUAAUAGUCAAACUCACCCCCUAAAAACAAUACAUUACACCGAACAAAACAAUACAUUUCUUUUAACAAUAACGUGUAGCUUACCGAAGGUAUUUUGAGGAGAACUGGGAAUGCAGGACGAGCCGAUAUAAGUUUUCAGAACUGAAAUUUCGCGCACGUGCACGUCACAAUGUUAUUAUACGGUGGCCCUGAAGUGACACUCUCGCAACUCACAAAUAAUUAUAGGCUCCUAUGCAUUAGCUUUGUUUUAUUGUGUACAUGUUGCCGUGAUUAAUAUUAUUUACACUCACAUUGCAAAUUUACAUGAAAACAAAAAUACUCUCGCAAUUUUUAAUGGGCUAUUGUCAAAAAAUUGUGAUUUUCAUCUCUCUUCAAGGCUACCAUACUUUUGUCUAAUCUUGCCAUGGGUGCGUUUGAUUAGCUUCCCCGGGUUGACCCCGCGGUGCUCAUCCGGGUGAGCCCCUGACAAGAGCUAAUCGA
Asterias rubens (European starfish) is the source of this 6423-nucleotide messenger RNA. RefSeq names its product sialate O-acetylesterase-like. The transcript is spliced from 11 exons. The record is from RefSeq and is a predicted model, not a curated record. Gene Ontology annotation, biological process: carbohydrate metabolic process. Bases 294 to 1982 code for a protein of 562 amino acids. Gene Ontology annotation, molecular function: sialate O-acetylesterase activity. Lineage: Eukaryota; Metazoa; Echinodermata; Asteroidea; Forcipulatida; Asteriidae.